Messenger RNA from Macrosiphum euphorbiae (potato aphid), 2169 nucleotides. The record is from the annotation of a GenBank genome assembly. NCBI's taxonomy places the organism in Eukaryota, Metazoa, Arthropoda, Insecta, Hemiptera, Aphididae.
AUGCUUACAUUCGUCUGUGAAUGUCAUUACUGGACGUUGAGAAACGACCUGACCAUCAGCUACACGGAUUUUAGUCACUUCAAAUAUAAUGAGAAAAAAGAAACAGAAACGUCUACAGACAAGAUCAUCAAGAAACACUAUGUUGAAGCUAUCGGAUGUAAUUGGUCAGUGUCUAAUAAGAGGCCUUUGAAAUUGAGAGAUUCGUUAAAAUAUUUUGAAACUGAACUCAACGAACAUCAUUUGAUUGCUGUUGAAUGGAUAAAAAAAGACAGAAUAGCGUUUAUAGUUAGUAAUGGAUCUACUAUAUUUGUCACAUUUGAUCCCGCUACUUGUGAUAUAAUCGAAAUUGUCACAGAUAAAUUUUUGCAAUCAAAAUUUCAAUGCGAUCAAUUAAUUAACGUAUCCUAUGCAAAACAAGUACUGUUAUGCUCAUUUUCGGAUCAUAAAUUGGGCAUUGUACAUUUUGGCCGUUCAUUCGAUCGCACACUGAACAAAUGGUCCUUUCUGGAUCCAAAAGUUGGAUUAUCUGAUUUUAGCAAUUCUACUACUAAUAGAAAAAAUGAACGAAAGACAACAUUUAAUGUAUCCUCAACAAUGGUGGCCACCUGGUCCAAGUCAUCAUUGAAUGAAGUUUAUCCCUGGAACCCGUUGGUGAAAGAUGAACACAGAGCUAAUGUUCAUGUGUAUAAAAUCAUUGGGCCUCGACUAGAACUUUGUUGCUAUUAUCAUACCAAACAAGAUCCUCUUAUUGUAUCAUUUAGUAAAACAAUAUCAAAUAUUAUAUUCAUUUUGGAACAGAAGAAUUGCAACGACUCUCGUUUCGAUUUUAGUACAUUUGAAGUGACCAAUACAAAAUUACAUUUAGUCAAGGUAGUGACAAUUAGUCCAUUUGAUUGGUGUUCUGCCUCCAUAAUAAAUGCCUGGUUAAACAAAGAUGACACACGUUUAUGUUUCUCAUACAACGAUUCUAUACUGUUUAUCCACGAUUUCAAAUUAUCUAUCACAUGUUCAGUAAAAACUGCUUUUCCUGUGGAGUAUUUGGAUUGGCACCCAGAUGGUAAUUUGAUCGCUGUAUCAGAUAGUAAUGGUAGAAUACAGUGUUACGAUUCGUGCUUGUCUUGCAUUCGUCUACAACCAUUGACAGAAGAAACAAAUUCAUCAGCUUGGUUAGAUUUUCAAUCCAAAGUUGGGAACAAAAAACUUUUCUCCGUGAAAUGGAUGCCAUAUGAAACGACAAAACAUGCUGUGAACCAAUCUGAUGCCAUUCUUCAUCUCAUAUUUGAAAAGGGCCCUGUGAUUGCCAUUAAGGUAUUCGGCGUUGGGAAGUUGUGUGUAAAUCAACUGGUUUCCAUGUAUUUAAAUGAAAAUGAUGUCGAUCACGCACUCAACUUUCUACUGGGACUAGAUUGGCAUUCUGAUGGGCCACUAUGUUUAACAACCUUGCAACAAAUCACAAAUUAUUUGUUUAGAUUGUCAUUUACUCCUGUAAGAGAAGUGCAAUUACAAUCUGCAAUCGGUAGUUUCUACCAACCUGUCAUACCGUUAAGUGAAGAUGCAAAACAUGAAUAUUUUGAACCUGUUCGGAAUAUUGCUCGGCGUUUUUUUCAUCAUUUAGUGAGAUACGAACUCUAUGAAAAAGCAUACAGUCUAGCCAUUGAUUUGAAUGACAGAGAUUUAUUUAUGGAUCUAUAUUGGGCCACAAAAUCAGGGAUUGGUACUAGAGCUAUGGCAACCAUGGCAUUGGAGAAAGCUAAUCAAAUUGUGUCAUCAGAAUCAGACGAUUCACAUUCUAGUCAGUCAUCUGAUUGUGAUUGUACAGACUGUCAUUCAAAUUCUCCAUCAAGCUCAUUAAGACCACCUUUACCAAACGUUCCCAUCGCAACAUCUUCCCCGUUAUUGUUCGCUCCAUCAAUACCAAACAACAGAUCACUGAAUAAUGUUACAACUAUUAGUGUACCAUAUACUGGUUCUCAUGUUGAACACGUUCAAACAAAAAAUAUAGAGCUACCAACAACUUCAUUGGAUAGUGUGCCACACUUAAAAUAUCCUUUUGAACAGCAAUUACUCGCCCAAAAUACUCGUUUAGAAAACAAUAAUCAACAAAGUCAAAUUACAACUAAGCCGCAACCUGAUAAAACUAUUAAAGUUGUCCAUUUUGGAAUUGUAUGA